Molecule: messenger RNA, 1794 nt
Organism: Chanos chanos (milkfish)
Lineage: Eukaryota; Metazoa; Chordata; Actinopteri; Gonorynchiformes; Chanidae
Gene: chrna11
Product: cholinergic receptor, nicotinic, alpha 11
Exons: 10
Coding region: 1-1794 (597 amino acids)
Biological process (GO): monoatomic ion transmembrane transport
Cellular component (GO): postsynaptic membrane
Molecular function (GO): transmembrane signaling receptor activity; acetylcholine-gated monoatomic cation-selective channel activity
Source: RefSeq, a predicted model, not a curated record
AUGAGGCACUCUCUGGCUUUGAUUUUGGUUGGAUGGUCAGCUCUGGUCCAGGUGUCCAUCCAGGGCCCAAACCAGAGAACACUGCUGAAGAACCUGCUGAAGGACUAUAACCGUAUGGAACGCCCUGUGGCUAAUGACUCCCAGCCCCUGACAGUCGUACUCUCCAUGAGUCUCAUCCAGAUCAUGGAUGUGGAUGAGAAAAACCAAGUGCUCACAACCAACAUCUGGCUCAAUAUGCACUGGUACGAUCACUAUCUGCAGUGGAACCAGUCUGAAUAUCCAGGGGUGAAGAACCUCCGCUUCACAACAGAUCAGGUGUGGACACCGGACAUCCUUCUCUAUAACAGUGCAGAUGACAAGUUUGACUCGACCUUUAAGACCAAUGUGCUGGUGAACUCCAGCGGUUACUGUACAUACCUGCCCCCAGGUAUUUUCAUGAGCACGUGUAACGUGGACGUGCGUUGGUUCCCGUUUGACAUUCAGAAAUGCGAAUUGAAGUUUGGGUCGUGGACCUUUGACGGUUGGCUGCUGGACCUUCAGAUGAGUGACGCGGACAUCUCCGGAUACAUGCCCAACGGAGAGUGGGAUCUUGUGGGCGUCCCUGGGACGAGGAACGAGGUGUUUUAUGACUGCUGUAAGGAGCCGUAUCCAGACGUGACGUUCGUGGUGACCAUCCGCAGGAGAACACUGUACUACGCUCUGAAUCUGCUCAUCCCCUGUGUUCUCCUCUCCUCCAUGACCCUGCUCAUCUUCCUGCUACCUGCCGACUCUGGAGAGAAGAUUUCACUGGGCAUCACCGUUCUCCUGUCACUGACCGUCUUCAUGUUACUGGUGGCAGAGAUCAUGCCUGCCACCUCAGACUCCAUCCCUCUCAUAGGGCAGUACUUUGCCAGUAUAAUGAUAAUUGUAGGGAUGUCUGUUAUUGCCACAGUAGUUGUGCUGCAGUACCACCAUCAUGACCCUAACGGAGGAAACAUGCCCAAGUGGGUCCAGUUGAUCUUGCUCCAGUGGGUGGCGUGGUUCCUCCGUAUGAAACGACCCGGUGAGGGCGAGGACCCUGAACGCCCGCCCUGCGCUCCUCACCUACGCCGCUGCUCCUCAGGCUCUCACAGCGGGAGCCUGCCCAACCAGGCCGGGUCGGCCUCCGCCUCCGCGGACCUGCACCAUCACCACGUCACCACCCUCCACCCGCUCCACCCGCAGAGCCUGCUACACGCCGCACACCCACACCUCCACGCGCAGACCAGCGCCAACAACAACGGCAACCUGCUCUACAUCGGCUUCCCCAGCCUGGAUGACGCCUCCCCCCCGCCGCUCAUCGGAGAGCCCGUGCAAAGGAACAGCAUCUCGGGCGGUCCUCCGGCUCCGACCCGGACCGCCAGCACCAACGUCGCCUGUAGCCCCCCUCCGCACCUGCCCGCCCAGUUCUGCAGCCCGCCUCCGCCCCCGACGCCCAAUCUGGAGGCCACGGGAUGCCCCAGCACCGUGUCGAGUAGCGUGGGAGGGGGAGGGGGCGGGUUUGGGCCGGGCGGGGGCGGGUGCGCGUGCUCGUGCUCGGGGGCCAGCGGGGGCGACCCGCUGCUCCAGGCCAUUCUGGACGAGGUGCGUUACGUGGCGGAGCGUUUCCGGGGGCAGGACGAAAACGAGAGCGUGAUCGAGCAGUGGAAGUUUGCGGCGGCGGUCAUCGACCGCCUCUGUUUAGUGGCCUUCAGCGUCUUCAACAUCAUCUGCACCAUCUCCAUCCUCAUGUCAGCACCCAACUUUGUAGAAGCCGUCUCCAAGGACUUCAUCUGA